This is a messenger RNA of Zymoseptoria tritici IPO323, 2370 nucleotides long. RefSeq lists its product as uncharacterized. The transcript is spliced from 3 exons. The coding region runs from base 1 to 2370 and encodes 789 amino acids. The record is from RefSeq and is a predicted model, not a curated record. NCBI's taxonomy places the organism in Eukaryota, Fungi, Ascomycota, Dothideomycetes, Mycosphaerellales, Mycosphaerellaceae.
AUGAAGAGACAUUCGCAAGGACUGACAGAACUGACUACAAAGAUCGAUCAAUUCGAGGCUCGAUUGCGAAAUUUCGAGCAGAAAACUCAGACUAAUGCUCCGCCUGUCCAUUUCAAUCAUACCGUGAGUGCUGCGGAACCGGAACUGUCCUUGGACGAGGACUUGGCUCCACGGUCAUCUCGAAAACCCGAUCUGGAAGAUCAUCGCACCGCUCCACACAAGUUAUUGCUCUUAUGGCCGAGCGUCCGCCCGCUUCUCAAGCGAGCCGGCGUGAACUGCAACGACGCGUACGUGAUGGAAGCAGAGGACCGCGGCGUGGUGCGAUUAUGGCCUCAAGGAGAGGGCAUCGAUGCGUAUGAUGGCACCCAGCCCGGAGGUCACGCAAGUCCUGCUCAGGGCGACGCAAGUGGCGACGCUGCGUACCACAGGACUCUUACUGAAGGUAUGCGGGGAAUGGGGUCCCCUUCGACAUCGAGUGGCAAUGCAGGCAGAUCUGAGCCGUAUGGCGUGGGCGGACUCAAUGCCGAUGGCCACCUGGACCUCGAUGCCCAGACGGUCCUCUCGCUGUACAAGAGCUACAUGCGUAACAUUCACGUCAUGCAUCCGUUCCUGGACAAACGGCAACUAGACUCAAUGUUCGACAAAUUCAUCAGGAGAUACAGCAGCAGGCGGCCGCAGGCUGCGCGGGCGGUUGGCAACGACGACAACGAGCGUCUUCUGAAAAGGCAACGCUCGAAUACAUCCGGAGCAGCGCGCAACAUUGGCGGCGGUUCAGGCUCUGAACCGGACUUGCCCAGAGAGGCCGUCAUGGAGAGAUCUCCCUCAAACGCUAUCAUCUACCUCGUCAUGGCAUUGGGAAAAAUCUGCCAGCAUAAGGACGCGUUGCCCUCGAUCGUCCCUGACAGUCAGUUGGAAGAAAAGAUCGUCGUGCAUCAGAUAUCUGGUAGCCGGGGCUCCGCGGGCAGUUCACCUGUGUCGGCAAAUAUGGAGCCACCUCCCGUGUCGCCGACAUCGACGUCGACAUCGCAGACCACUUCCCCCUCAGAUGGCACCGUUCUUAUGCUAGACCUACGAAGUCCCCGUGCCUCCUUAAAGGGCUUCUCCACUACAUUCCGUCCUCGCAAUCUGGACGUUAUACCCGGCAUGGCCUAUUACGCAGAAGCCGCGGAAAUCAUGGGCGACCAGGGCGACGGCAAUGAUCUUCUCCACGCACAAAUGUUCCUCUUGGCGGGACUUUAUAAAGGUCAGUUAGCUCGAGUCAAAGAGAGUAUGAGCUGGAUUACCAUGGCAGGCCGUGCUAUCCUCAUACUCCUCGAUCGCUACAAGCUAUAUAAAGACAAUUACUGGGUUAUUUUGAUCGUGCUUGCAUCAUGGACAUGUUUACAGCUGGAAAGCGACAUUCUUGCUGAGUUAAAACUUCCAGCUAGCGGCAUUCAGAACAUUGAACAUCGUCUCCUAAUGCCUCACAAGGUGAACGAGAAUGAGUCGUACACUGGAAUUCACUCCGACGGUAGCCUCAAACACGAAAAUGUGCUCAUCUUCUAUUCUGCACAAUUGUUCCUGCGACGGAGGCUGAAUCAGGUGCACCGCGAGCUGUUCGGCAACGACUCGCUUGAGAAACCACUGAAAGAGGUGCAAGAAAUGCUCAGGAGCCAUGAUUCCAUUCUCGAGCAAUGGCGAGAGGCUCUCCCCGACUCCCUGAAAUGGCACGACGAAGAUGCGGCAGCGAAAGACAUAUUGGCGGCGCGUCUACGUGCAAAGUACUGGGGAACGCGUUACAUUAUUAACCGACCUUUCCUGGACUAUGCGCUUCACAUCAUGCCGUAUGUGCGCGACAAUGCUCAAAAUGUGGAAGAGGCUGCUCGAGAUGGCUAUGGCAACCCUCGCGACAAGGCAGAUAUUCACAUUUUCAGAGCCAUCCAGCAGUUUCCAGAUCAAGAAAUCUGGGCCGCUGCCAAACGUUGCAUCGAUGCGGCGAUGCAAAGCACUGUCGCCUUUGAUGGCAUUCCUGGUCGGCUAAUUGUUACCAACAUUCACGGGACGGCGCAUGCACAAUUCGGCAACAUGUUGGUGCUAUCUGCGGUGCAUGACAACAGGUACAUGGGGCCUCUCGUAGACGGCGCAAAAUUCCGAACACUUUUGGAACGCACCAUCGGCUUCUUGCGCCGCCUUUCACCGAUCUCACCGACAGCUCACGUCGACUGCGAAAUAUUGGAAAAGUUCAAACACACGCUGUUUGGCGUCGAACAGGAUUCAAUGCUCAAGAAAAUAUACCGAAACGAGGGCAUCGAGCCAUCAAUCAACGAGGGCGGAUCCAGCGCCGAGAACUCAUUUCAAGAAAGCAUUAUCAACUCGAGGAGCUAUUUCUAG